GGAAACACUUAAGAUUUACACGUCUGCUUAUAAAUCACGUCUUGCCUUCCUGAGAGCGAGACCGGCAGAGCUGGGGCCACCUAUCCGACCUCGGCAGCUUCCACGCGUUUCCCUCUCUCACCGGAAGAACCGACUCGAGGGACGGCCGUUCUCAGUGAAGGGCGCUGCACUCGCUACUGAGCUGUGGCCAUGGGCCUGCUCGCCUUCCUGAAGACCCAGUUCGUCGUGCACCUGCUCAUCGGCUUCGUCUUCGUGGUGAGCGGGCUCGUCAUCAACGCCAUCCAGCUGUGCACGCUGGUCCUCUGGCCCCUGAACAAGCAGCUGUACCGCCGGCUCAACUGCCGCCUCGCCUACUCGCUCUGGAGCCAGCUGGUCAUGCUGCUGGAGUGGUGGUCGUGCACCGAGUGCACGCUCUUCACCGACGAGGCCACGGUGGGCCGCUUCGGGAGGGAGCACGUGGUCAUCAUCCUCAACCACAACUUCGAGAUCGACUUCCUCUGCGGCUGGACCAUGUGCGAGCGCUUCGGCGUGCUGGGGAGUUCCAAAGUCCUGGCUAAACGGGAGCUGCUCUACGUGCCCCUCAUCGGCUGGACGUGGUACUUCCUGGAGAUCGUGUUCUGCAAACGGAAGUGGGAGGAGGACCGGGACACUGUGGUCGAAGGACUGAAGCGCCUGGCCGACUACCCGGAAUACAUGUGGUUCCUCCUGUACUGCGAGGGCACGCGCUUCACGGAGAAGAAGCACCGCGUCAGCAUGGAGGUGGCUGCCUCCAAGGGGCUGCCCCCCCUCAAGUACCACCUGCUGCCUCGGACCAAGGGCUUCACCACCGCGGUCCAGUGCCUCCGCGGGACAGUCGCAGCUGUCUACGACGUCACGCUGAAUUUCCGAGGAAACAAGAACCCGUCUCUGCUGGGGAUUCUCUACGGGAAGAAGUACGAGGCCGACAUGUGUGUGAGGAGGUUUCCUCUGGAAGAGAUCCCGCUGGACGAGAAGGAAGCGGCCCAGUGGCUUCAUAAACUGUACCAGGAGAAGGAUGCGCUGCAGGAGGUGUAUCACCAGAAGGGCGUGUUUCCAGGGCAGCAGUUCAAGCCCGCCCGACGGCCGUGGACGCUCCUCAACUUCCUCGCCUGGGCCACCAUCCUCCUGUCUCCUCUCUUCAGUUUUGCCUUGGGCGUCUUUGCCAGCGGCUCCCCGCUCCUGAUCCUGACGUUCCUGGGGUUUGUGGGGGCAGCUUCCUUUGGAGUCCGGCGACUAAUAGGAGUGACUGAGAUAGAAAAAGGCUCCAGCUAUGGAAACCAGGAAUUUAAGAAAAAGGAGUAAUUAAUGGCUGUGAUUGAACACACGUAACCUGACGAUGGCAUCCAAUUAACUCAAUUAAAAGCAGAACAACACACACAGAGCGGGGGAAAAAAGACACUUAGAAACUAUUUUUCAUAUUAACUGGUGACUAAUAUUGACAAUAAAACUUGAGCCAAGAGUAAAGCAGUCGGAAGGCCUGCAGAUGGAGACGCCAGCCUCGCCCCUGCGCCGGCCGGGCGGGCAAGGCCGGGCCCCGGGGCGGGUGCUCCCGGACGGACACCCUCAGCUCCUGGGGCCCUGCUGCCAGGCGCCUCUGGACGCUUCUCUUCUUAACACGUAGGCCCCGCCCUGGUUUUUCUCAGUUGUCUUGGGAGCUCCCCGUCUCGCCCCAUCUGCCUGCAGCCCCCCAAACUCUUCGCCGCCCUUCCCCAGCCCCUGGGCACGUGCCUCGGGCCCCAGGCCCCCAGAGCAGCUGUCCUGCUUGGCUGGCACCUUCGCUUCCAGGCGGGCAGGGCCCUGGGGAAGUUCUCCAGCAACAAGCACACUGAGCGGCUGGCGGCCCCACUCCCCCCCCCCCCCCCGCUCCUAGUUUCCAGAGCCUCUUCCUACCUGAGCCUGCGGAGACCCCUCAACCCCCUCCCUGGCCUCCGCCCCCUCACUCCCUGCGGGAGGCCGUCACACCCCAGUCACCCUCCCCAGCAGGCCGGAGCCGGAGCGGGAGCCUCGGCCACAGCCUACAGGACCACUGGGUGCUUUGGAAAAGCAAUGUCACCGUCACCCCGUCUUCUAAAGGUGGCUGGAGACGGGUAACACAGAGCGCUCUGCUUUGAGAGGUUCUGUUUUCACGGUGGAUCUGUCGAUGGCGCUCGCCUUCCUGGUGGAAACCAGAGGUGCCGCGCCCGCCCUGCCUCCGCCCCCUCCCUUCUGAGCAGGUGCACGUGUCCCUGGGGGGGGGGCCGGUGGUCUCUGUCAGCGCCUCCCGGCUACAGGGUGGCCCCAGGCUCCCGUGGCCUGUGCUCAGCUCACGUCCACACAGCAAGCAUCCCGCUGACUGGGGCUGACUGGCAGAGAGGGGCACUCCCGGGGCUCCGGCUCCCGCUCCGCCGCCCUUUCCUCUGUAACCCGCGGCACUGGACUUUCUUCUUAAACUUUCAACUUGCUUUUGUAAAGUCACACUCCCCGAAUCUUUUUUAGCCAGGGAAGGAAACGAGCGGGCGUUAUUCUCUCUGAUGCACUGUAAGCAGCAUUCAGCACAGGGGCAGGUAGAAUUUUCUAGGGGGCGAAAUGGAAGGAAGAGGCAUGACGACCGCCCGGGACCCAGUCAUGCCCCGGCCCUCAGGACGCGUUCUGGGGAGACCUGUGGAAACAGCACGUGCCCUUUAUACCAACGACACUACUGAAUUCUCUGCGGGCGACCUUGGUGAAGGGACCCAGGUCACAGGGAAGCGAGCCACAGUCCUGUGCUUGCUCACGAGUGUGGUAAAUGCACGCCACUCCUGUGAGGUCCACGGUUAAAACAGCUUUGAGGAUUUUCCUCAAGGCGGGCUUCCCUCCACCUCAAAGCAUGUCCCCAACCCCCCUGCCAUGAGCAGCAGAGCCCAGGCGGGAAGGCAGCGCCUCGGCUACCUGAGGUCUUAUGUUCCUUCACCCAACACGCUGCUCAUCCGUCUCUCCGUGCUUAUGUCACUUGCUAAUACACUAACCCCGAAAAAGCUUAAAGGAAAAAGUCGAAGGGUCCUAAAUACUGUGAAGCUACGUUACCUGGAAAAUGCAAAUUUAGAUCUUUUACUAUUUAAUUAAUAGUUCUUGCUUCCCAGCUAAGUUCCCUCCCCUCGAAAUGAAUACCCAAUGUAUACAUUCUAUGUUGGGGCGAUGAGCUGGGAAGAUGCCUAGGUGAGCGAUUGAACCCGGGGGUAGGUUUUAAAUCUCGGCGACUUCCUCCUGAUUUAACACAGAUUAGCUUGUGCAUCUGAAUACCAAGCCCUUUGAGAGCAAUAAAAGUUACACCAUGAA
Messenger RNA from Phacochoerus africanus (Common warthog), 3312 nucleotides. RefSeq names its product 1-acylglycerol-3-phosphate O-acyltransferase 3 (gene AGPAT3). Lineage: Eukaryota; Metazoa; Chordata; Mammalia; Artiodactyla; Suidae. Gene Ontology annotation, cellular component: endomembrane system; endoplasmic reticulum. The record is from RefSeq and is a predicted model, not a curated record. The transcript is spliced from 9 exons. Gene Ontology annotation, molecular function: 1-acylglycerol-3-phosphate O-acyltransferase activity. Bases 190 to 1320 code for a protein of 376 amino acids.